Molecule: messenger RNA, 1533 nt
Organism: Sporothrix schenckii 1099-18
Lineage: Eukaryota; Fungi; Ascomycota; Sordariomycetes; Ophiostomatales; Ophiostomataceae
Exons: 1
Coding region: 1-1533 (510 amino acids)
Source: RefSeq, a predicted model, not a curated record
AUGACCCUCAAAAGUCAAGCCGAGUCGUCUGGCACCGGCCGCCUGCUGUCCACCAUGAACGCGGUCCUGCCUGCGCCCCGCGUCGACAACACCGGCGAGGUCUUUACGCUCUUCGUCCACGCCCUUCUCGUCAACGUCGGCUUCGCCUUCCAACACAUUUCACGCUACAGCAGCCGCGAUGGCUCACGGCUAGACGGCAACAGCACCAGCCACGGCCAGGACCAGGAUCAGGACCAGGACCAGGGCCAGGCCUCCAGCUCGACAACGACACUGUCAAGCAACCGGCUGCCGCCCACAUGGAACGCCGGCAGCGCGGAUUCCGUGACCGAGCUGGUCUACACGCAUGAGAAUCACGCCAACACUGUGUUUGCCUUCCGGGUCCACGUGUCCGGCGUGCAUGUCCACAUUCUGGGCACGUCACGGCCGUUGUCGGGCUCGGUGGCAUCCCCGCCUGUGCGCCUCGCCCAGGUGCCGCCUGACGGCAUCGCCAACAAUGGACAGCGCGUGGCCUCGGGCCGGUUUGUCGCGGCGGGCUAUUCUCUCGAUAUUGCCAGCGGCCAGGACAUUGCAGCCGUCUUCACCGAGCACGCCGCGUCCAGCCUAGCAAACGACUUCCAGUUCUACAUCCUACAGCGUCUCGUGCCGACACUCCAGCACGAGGGAUAUUCGCGUCUCGAAAGCCCUCCGUCUGGAGCUGGGACUGGAGCUGGAGCUGGGGCCGGUGACGAGAAGCAGAGCACGCACGCGAUUGUCACCGACAGCGCCCAGGCCCGACAAUGCGUUUGCGGCACCUCCCUCCCUGACACCGGAGCCCAGCGGGAUCCCGACGACGAGCCCCCCACGCGCUCGCGCCUCCAGGAAGGCCAGCCCCAGCACGCGCAGCCGCCCCUGCUCCCGGAGCUGGCCGCGUCCACGCCGCUCGGCCCCAUCAUAGACGACUUUACGCCGCCGGCUGCCGCGCCCCGCCCCGGUGGUGGCCCCCAUGUGCCCGGCCCCAGUGCCGACUUCCCGCCGCCGGGCUUUGAAGACGAGCACCAAAUGCUGCAGACGACGGGCCCCCGCCGCGGCGACUUCAACCCCAGCAUCGGCGCCGACGACCUCAACCCGCCCAGCCUUGGCCCGCACGACCCACUGCGGCCAUCCCGGGGUAUUGGCGGUGUAGGCGGUGUAGGCGGUGUAGGCGACGGCAGCUUUGGCGGCAUGCACCCGACCUUUGACGACCCCUUGUUUACCGGGAUCCGUGGACAGGGUGGACGCGGUGGCGGGGUCCGUGGUGGUUUCCCGCAGAAUCCGCCGGGCGCACGCUGGGACGACCCCGGCCCGGCGGGUAUGGAUCCUUCCGGCAUCUACGACGAGUUUGGCGGUGAGGGCAUGCCGCAGUUCCCUGGCGGCCGUGGACGUGGCGGUGGCUUCGGUCCUGGUGGAGGCUUCGGUGGAGGGUUUGGCGGCGGAGGUGGAUUUGGCGGAUUUGGCGGUCCAGGCAGCGGCGGCAGCGGCGGUUUUGGAGGUUUUGGCGGAGGCGGAUUCGCCUAG